AUGUCGUUUGGCUUCCUCGUGAACAAGUGGCAGAUUUUCAAGAAGCCUCUGAUGGUUGACUUUAAGAACGUCAGCAAAGUGAUUAAAACGUGCAUGAAGUUCCACAACUUCUGCAUUAACGAAAAAAUAAUUGAUGCUGAUGCAACGGUGGCACACGACCGAGUGUCGCGUGCGUAUCACCAGCUACGAGAAAGCUUGUACCAGCCAGCGGACAUCAGCGUGGCAGACAUGAGCGCUACGGACGUUGAACUUCAUGACGCCGCCCGUGGCCGAAUCCUGCGGUAA
Molecule: messenger RNA, 285 nt
Organism: Phytophthora nicotianae INRA-310
Lineage: Eukaryota; Oomycota; Peronosporomycetes; Peronosporales; Peronosporaceae
Exons: 1
Coding region: 1-285 (94 amino acids)
Source: RefSeq, a predicted model, not a curated record